AUGAUAGAGAAUCAGUCGGUAGAUUUCUUAAAUAGUACAAAUGCAAGCUUUUCUGAAGCUUCAAAUCUUACUUCGUCGUUUAUUGCAUGUGGAGAAGAUCAACCAUUGUUCGUUUUUCAGCAAGAAAGCCAAAAUCCUAAUCACGAACAACGUUUCAAGAACAAAGAAUGUCCUAUCGGUGAUCCCAGGAAUAUUUUAGAUGUUACGCAGUACCAACACAUCAUUUACCGAUCUUUAUGCCAAAAUGAGCUUGAAAUCAAAAGAAACUUCUUUAUUCAAGAUGAAAUAAACUUCUUGGAUAGAGGAGUUGCAUUUGAUUCAAUGUCCCAUGUACAUUAUAGGUUAAACAUGGGAACUAACGGAUUAUACAUUGCUUUUGGAAUCAUGGACAAGUAUAUGACUACACACCAAUUACCACGCAGCAAACUGAAACUUUAUUGCAAUGCUGCUGUUUUCAUUGGUUCGAAAGUUGAAGAUUACAGACCGCCACGUGUGAGAGACUUAAUAAGAAUGGCCGAUCACUGUUUUGGUGGUAAUACUUUCUCUUCCAGAGAACUUUAUGAAGCUGAACAUGACUUAUUAGCCACAAUUGGUUUCAAUAUCACAUUUGGCACUCCAUUGCUCUAUAUGACUCAAUUAAUGAGAAUAUCUGGUCAUAAUACUGAGAAUAUUCUCAUUGCCAGAUACAUUUUAGAAAUUAUGCAGACUAAUAUUAAUUUUGUUGGAUUACCAUAUUCAAUGCAUGCCGCAGUCGCUGUUAUGGUAGCAAGAAUUUUCGAAGGAAAGAGUCGCUAG
Trichomonas vaginalis G3 is the source of this 795-nucleotide messenger RNA. RefSeq names its product cell division. The transcript has a single exon. Gene Ontology annotation, cellular component: centrosome; cyclin-dependent protein kinase holoenzyme complex; nucleus. Gene Ontology annotation, molecular function: cyclin-dependent protein serine/threonine kinase regulator activity. Lineage: Eukaryota; Parabasalia; Trichomonadida; Trichomonadidae. Gene Ontology annotation, biological process: mitotic cell cycle phase transition; regulation of cyclin-dependent protein serine/threonine kinase activity. Bases 1 to 795 code for a protein of 264 amino acids. The record is from RefSeq and is a predicted model, not a curated record.